Scheffersomyces stipitis CBS 6054 is the source of this 3100-nucleotide messenger RNA. It is a transcript of the gene MSH2, whose product is annotated as mismatch repair ATPase. Bases 34 to 3033 code for a protein of 999 amino acids. The transcript has a single exon. Gene Ontology annotation, cellular component: MutSalpha complex; nucleus. The record is from RefSeq and is a predicted model, not a curated record. Gene Ontology annotation, biological process: mismatch repair; mitotic recombination. Gene Ontology annotation, molecular function: mismatched DNA binding; ATP binding; ATP-dependent DNA damage sensor activity. Lineage: Eukaryota; Fungi; Ascomycota; Pichiomycetes; Serinales; Debaryomycetaceae.
AAAGAACCAAUCUUCUUCUCUAUAUCAGCAACGAUGUCCAGUACUCGUCCCGAUCUCAGAUUCACCGAUACGGUAGACGAACGGCUGUUCUACCGUAAAUAUGCUGGCCUUUCUACCAAAGAUGCCUCUACUAUCAGAUUCAUUGACCACAACAACAAGGACUAUUUCACUGCCCUCGACGAAGACGCUGAUCUUGUAGCAGAGAACAUUUACAAAACACAAUCUGUACUCAAAUAUAACAACAGCAACAAAAACAGAUACGUCACAAUCCUGCCUCAGGUAUUCUUGAACAAUGUGUUGAAGUUCUGUAUCAUCGACAGACAUAUGAAGGUGGAGAUAUAUCACAACAAAACGUUCCAAUUGCUCAGCACAGCAACGCCGGGUAACUUGGAAGCUCUUGCCAACGAGUAUGGUGUCAAUUUGGAAGGCAUGUUUCAGGACUGUUCGACUCCCAUGGUGGCUAGUAUUAAGUUUCAACAAACAGGAAGCGCUAGAAAAGUUGGGGUUUGCGUCAUAGACACACUGAACUCGACUAUUCAAGUAUCUGAAUUCGAAGACAACGACCUCUUCUCUAACCUUGAAAGUUUAUUGUUACAAUUGGGUGUAAAAGAAGUCGUGUUGCCUUCGAACUACAGUGCCAAAGAUGAGAAUACCGAAUCAAUAAAGCUCUUUCAAGUCUUGGAUAAAAUCGGUUACCUUGUCGUCAGCUCCGUUAAAUCGUCAUUCUUUACAACUAAAGAUAUUGAGCAGGAUUUGCGCAAGUUGGUGCUGUCUGAAAACCAAAAAGAUGAUGAUGAUGUCAACGUCGAUUUGUUGUUGGCUUCCAAAGGAAUCAAUACGGCCGACUUCGCCCACUCGCUUGCUUGUUGCAACGCAUUAAUUGCAUACCUCCAGUUGUUGCUGGACGAUGUACAGAAUUCUUUCACUAUAGAGCAGUACAAUUUGAGUUCAUACAUGAAAUUGGACUCUUCUACAAUGAAGGCUUUGAAUAUUUUCCCAUCUUCGAAUUCUGGAGUUUCCAAUGCUCUUGUUAAAUCUUCCAAUAUCAGCUCGAUCUUUGAGUUAUUGAACAAGUGUAGAACUGCGGCAGGUUCUAGAUUACUUUCUCAAUGGUUGAAACAGCCCCUCACUAGCUUGUCCAUGAUCGAGGAAAGGCUAGAUUUGGUGAACUAUCUCGUGGACGGUACCAACUUCAGAGUAUAUGCCAACCAAGAGUUCUUAUCGCAGGUACCUGAUAUAAGAAGACUUUUGAAAAAGAUUAGCAAUGGUUUGUCAAAGUCUACUGGCAACGAAAAUAAGAAGUUAGAGGAUAUUGUCGUAUUGUAUCAGUUAGUAUUGGCUUUGCCUGCAUUCAUUGACAUGAGUAAAAUGGUGAUUGCUGAUAUCGAGGAAAAGGAUUCAUUGCCGGUAGCAAAUUUGAUAAAGAAGCAUUGGCUCGAGCCAGUCGAGAAGAGUCUUGAAUCCUUAUCAAAAUUCCAAGAGAUGAUCGAGACAACCAUUGACUUAUCGCCAUUAGAAUCAAGUUCUGCUUAUGACCAAUUGCAUUCUGAUUUCAAUGUGAGACCAGAAUUUGACGAGUCCCUUAUUGAAAUUAAUGAUAAAUUACAAGCCAGUCUUGCUGAAAUAAAACAAUUACAUAUUGAAGUUGCUGACGACUUGAAUAUGGAAUUGGACAAGAAAUUGAAGUUAGAGAAACAUAUACAACACGGUUGGUGUUUUAGAGUUACCAGAAAUGAUUCUACCGUCUUGAGAAAUACCGGUAACAAAUAUUCUCAGCUCCAGACUGUUAAGGCUGGUGUCUUCUUUACCACCAAGAGAUUAACUUUGCUAUCCCAGGAAUAUGCAGAGGCUCUUCAAGAAUACAAUACCAAACAGCGCGAGUUAAUUAAGGAGAUAUUGUCCAUUUCUUUGUCAUAUCAAUCGGUUUUUAUGAACUUGUCAUUGACGCUUGCACAUUUGGAUGUAUUAGUCAGCUUUGCUAAUGUGGCAAUAGUGGCACCAACCGUAUUUGCAAGACCGAAGUUGCAUCCAUUGAGCAAUGAUAUUGAUUCGGACCAAUUCAAGAAUAGAAAAAUCAAGCUAAGAGAAGCCAGACAUCCUGUAUUGGAAGUACAAGAUGACAUUAAUUUCAUUGCCAAUGAUGUCUUUUUAUCAAACGAUGCAUGUGACAAAGGGAAGCCUUUUGUUAUCAUAACUGGUCCAAAUAUGGGUGGUAAGUCAACAUACAUAAGACAGAUUGGUGUUAUUGCCUUGAUGGCGCAAAUUGGAUCAUUCAUCCCUGCUAAUGAAGACGAUUUUCCAGAAUUGCCCAUCUUUGAUGCUAUCUUAUCAAGAGUGGGAGCUGGAGACUCCCAGCUUAAGGGUUUAUCUACUUUCAUGAUCGAGAUGUUGGAGACUUCGUCCAUUUUGGCCACAGCAACACAAAACUCGUUGAUUAUCAUCGAUGAGUUGGGAAGAGGUACUUCUACUUACGAUGGUUUUGGAUUAGCUUGGUCAAUUCUGGAACACCUCAUUAAAGAAAAAAGCUGUUUCACGUUAUUUGCAACCCAUUUUCACGAAUUGACUCAAUUAUCAUCCAAAUAUGAGGACAAAGUUGACAACUUACAUGUUGUUGCCCAUGUAGAAAACAAAGAUGAAAAUGACGAUGACAUCACUUUGAUGUACCGUGUUGAACCAGGAGUAUCCGACAAAUCGUUUGGUAUUCAUGUUGCUGAAUUGGUUAAGUUUCCAUCGAAGAUUAUCAACAUGGCGAAGAGAAAAGCUUCAGAGUUGCAAGAUAUGAAUGUUACAGAGGAAGACAAGUUUAUCCAGAACAAAAAAACGAAGUGUUCUGCCGAAGAGAUUGACCGUGGAGUUGACACCUUGAAGACGAUCUUGAAGAAGUGGAAAGAUGAAUGCUAUGAUCCUGAGACAUCCAAGAGUCGCUUUGAAAGUGGCGAGGCAGUCAACAAGCUCAAGCAAUUGGUCGAAGGUGAGUUUUCAGGGGUGGUUGCGAACGAUAAGUUCAUAAAUGAAGUUCUUACGGCAUUGUGAAGUGGUAUUGUGAUAUCUAGUGUAGAAAUUGAACUAUUAUUAUCAUAUAAAUAAACGAAUGAAAUGU